Molecule: messenger RNA, 862 nt
Organism: Mya arenaria
Lineage: Eukaryota; Metazoa; Mollusca; Bivalvia; Myida; Myidae
Exons: 3
Coding region: 241-591 (116 amino acids)
Source: RefSeq, a predicted model, not a curated record
UCAAAGAGUUUGCUGACGCUCUCGGCUACGGUUAUGUAGAUGAGGAAGACAUUAAGGAUGCUCAGUUUGCGGCAGAAGGGCGCAUUGAGCAUGUUCCGGAAUCGGACAGUAUAUCACGCGAGAAUGGAAGAAGCCGGGAAGUGAACAUCAAGCCGCGUGUUAAUCCUGCUAAUGGAACCGUCCGCUUAACAAAAGAAGACGGCACAGAUGAAAAACAUCUAACCGACGAAAUACAUAACCAUGGGGAAUUGCGCUAAACAGAAGACCAACACGGGCCGACGUUGGCAUGGAACACGAUCGAGGUUAAGAUUUUGCAUUACUGCAACUGAACGAACCCAUUAUCCGGAUGAUAGCAUCCGGGCGUGGCUCGACUGUAAAGUGAUACGGCGGACGAAUCCUUCAUCGCGCUUCUUCGAUCCACAGGCGCGUGCGUGCCGCGGAGAUGACAAUGGUGUCUCUGGGAUAAAAACAACAAUUCUUAUGCCUGCAUCCGACGGAGGCUCAAUGAAGACCAGCGGUCAGGCUCCAAAAAUGCCAGCCUUUAAAUUCCUUGUUUUUCAAAAUGUCGGCGCUGUGAACCAUCCAGAGUAAAUGACACCAAUUUGGAAGUGCCUACUCAUUAUUACAUGCCUUAUUUCUCUUUUAAUUGACACUUGACAGUGAAUCAACGCAUGGUUAUACCAUCUCAAACCAUUGGCUUCCGUCCAUUGAACUGUUGCACAGAUUGUAAAUUAAUACUGUACAUAUGUAUAUUGUAAUGGACCGGUGGCCUUAUAGCAAAUAAACUUUGUCAUUGGCUGAAUCCUUCCAUAUUUAUAGGUUUUGAAGCUGAAUGGUUUGUGAUUUCAAAACAGGCUGAACA